AGUAAAAUUAAAAAACGUAAAAAGUCGAUUAUUGAAACCUUUAAAAAAAUCAUCGACUAUUUGAAAAUAGAGAGAGUUUAGUACCGAGACAACACUAUUCAUGGAUGUUUUGUGUACAAAUCGAAACACGAAAAUCAAAAGAUAACCUAAUACAUUCAACCGACAUCAUUGAAUAUACAAUUUAAAAAUAGCGACUACUUUAGCAAGACAUAAAACAAGCUAUUUUCAUAACAAUAUCUAGAAAUGGCGGACGAUACUGAAAAUGUAGCUGUUAUGACCGUAAAAGAACCUUUGGAUCUGAUAAGGCUUAGCUUAGAUGAGAGAAUUUAUGUUAAAAUGCGUAAUGAACGAGAGCUCAGAGGCAAACUGCAUGCCUAUGAUCAACAUCUGAAUAUGGUAUUAGGAGAUGCCGAAGAAACUAUAACAACCGUUGAAAUCGACGAAGAAACAUACGAAGAAGUGUACAGAACUACAAAACGAACUAUUCCUAUGUUAUUUGUAAGAGGAGAUGGUGUCAUACUUGUUUCACCACCAGUACGUGUUAGUAUUUAAACUGAUAUAAUUUAAGUAUAAUAAAACUUUAACUAAUAAACCAUCUUUAUUUGUAACAAAAUUCUUAUCUUCAGUUUUUGAUUCUUAAUCUACAAUUUUCUUUAAUUUUUUAUAUUUAUAAUUACCAAUUAGCACUUAAACCUCAUUUGUUCUUUUUUUAAUGAAAGUUCUAGACAUAAUUGUUCACCAAGUAGAUUGCACACUAUCAGAUAAAAAUAUUUAGUCUAAAUUGAGAACUUCUCGGAAGUUGUUUAUAAACUACAGAAGGGUGUCGGUACACUGAUAUACUGUACAAUAUUAUAUAAAAUUGUUAAAACAUGUUUAGGAUUGCCAAUUAUAAAUUGUUUUGUCAGCUAGCUUGUAUGAUUAUCCAUUAUAGCAUUGCACCAAAUCUACUGGAAGAAUUCUGAUUAGAAUUUGUUUUAAAAAAAUACAAUUAACCUUGGAAAUGAAUGUAUUUAAUUUUGCUAUAGUAAAAACAGUUAGAAGGAAUAUCAAGAGAGGGAGACAGUUGGAUAGUAAUUAAAAUAAAUUUCACAUAUUCAAUAUAAGGUAAGCUAACAAUUAAAAACAAUAUUAAAAUAUGUUGUUUAUUAAAAGAGCUUAGUCAAUUAUGAUGUUUUCCUGUAAUUCCACUUACAAACCUUGGCCUAUUAAUGAAUAUAUGAAGAAAAAAAAACUAUUAUCGAAUAACUAGAUUAGGAGACACCACGACCGAUAUAUAAAUAGCAUAGCUGCCAGGUAUCUUCUGUAAAUUAUGGUCAUGCUGUAUUAUGAGUUCCCAAAUCGAUAUAUGGUCAGCUAGUUGAUCAUCAAUAAUAUACUUUAGUUGGUGUUUCAAUCACAUUCACUCAAUCUAUAUUGCACAUAACAAAUAAUAUCACAAUCUGUGAUUAUGAUUUAAUAUGAGUUAAUACUGGUACAAGUAAAUAUACACAUAUUAUGUAUAAAUGAUUUGCAACUAUGUAUUCAAAAAUUCAGUGAUUC
Messenger RNA from Bombyx mandarina (wild silkworm), 1539 nucleotides. RefSeq names its product U6 snRNA-associated Sm-like protein LSm3 (gene LSm3). Lineage: Eukaryota; Metazoa; Arthropoda; Insecta; Lepidoptera; Bombycidae. Gene Ontology annotation, molecular function: RNA binding. Gene Ontology annotation, biological process: mRNA splicing, via spliceosome. The record is from RefSeq and is a predicted model, not a curated record.